UUAAUGCAGCUGUCACCACUGCCCAGAGGAGUAGAUGCCCAGAGCCAAGCUGCAGAGUUGUCUGGUGCUCCCAGGCUGAGGAAGUGGUGACCAGUAGACAUGGCUCACUUUGGCCAGGUCCUGGCUGAAAUAGGCGACUUUGGUCGCUUCCAGAUACAGCUGCUGAUACUGCUGUGUAUCCCCAACUUCCUGAAUGCCUUCUACCUGUUUGCCCAGGUCUUCAUGGUCCUGGAUGAGACCCAUUACUGUUCAGUGGCCUGGGUCAAGAACCACACUUUCAACCUGAGUGCUGCUGAGCAGCUGUCACUGAGCGUGCCUCUGGAUGCUGAAGGUAACCCCGAGAGCUGCCUCAUGUUCCAGCCACCCGCUGACAAUGCCGGCCUGGAGGACAUCCUCAGCCACCGCUUCAAUGAGACACAGCCUUGCGAGGCAGGCUGGGACUAUCCUGAAAACAGGGCCCCAUCCCUAAAGAACGAGUUCAACCUGGUUUGUGAUCGGAGGCAUCUGAGCGAUACCUCGCAGUCAAUCUUCAUGGCUGGGCUCCUCGUUGGGGCUUUCAUCUUUGGGCCCCUCUGUGACUGGAUUGGCCGCAAGGUCACCAUCCUGGUGCAGCUGCUCUUCUUCGCCAUCUUAGGCCUGAGCACAGCCUUUGUGCCCACCUUUACGCUCUACGUCAUCCUGCGCUUUGCUGUAGCUACUGCCGUCGCUGGAUUUACCUUUAGGAAUGUCACCCUGAUGACAGAGUGGGUGGGGCCCUCGUGGAGGACUCGCACCGUGGUCCUGGGCCAGUGCGCCUUCUCCGUCGGGCAGAUGGUGCUAGCAGGACUCGCCUAUGGCAUCCGUAACUGGAGGAUCCUGCAGAUUGCCGGCACUUCACCUGUGUUGCUGCUCUUCUUCUACUACUGGGUUCUACCAGAGUCAGCACGGUGGCUCCUGACCUGGGGGAGGGUAGAGGAGGCUAAAACACUGAUCCAGAAGGCGGCCACGGUCAACAAGCGGAAACUCUCCCCAGAGCUCCUGAGCCAGCUGGUCCCAGAAAAGACAGGCCCCUCAGGGAAUGCCCUGGAUCUGUUCAGAUACCCCCAGCUCCGGAAGAUGACCCUGAUUCUCUUCUUAGUCUGGUUUGUGGACAGUCUGGGGUACUUUGGCCUGGGCCUCAAAGUAGGAGACUUUGGCCUGGACAUCUACCUGACGCAGCUAAUCUUCGGAGCAGUUGAGAUUCCUGCCCGCUGCUCCAGCAUCUUCAUGAUGCAGUGGUUCGGCCGCAAGUGGAGCCAGAUGGGAACUCUGAUUCUGGGUGGCCUCAUGUGUAUUGCCAUCAUCUUCGUCCCAGCAGAUCUGCCUGUGGUGGUCACUGUGCUGGCCGUGGUGGGGAAGUUUGCCACAGCUGCCGCAUUUACCAUCUCCUACGUGUACUCUGCUGAGCUCUUCCCCACCAUCAUCCGGCAGACGGGCAUGGGGCUGGUGGGCAUCUUCUCGAGGAUCGGGGGCAUCCUCACACCACUCGUGAUCCUGCUGGGUGACUACCAGGAGGCCGUCCCUAUGAUCAUCUACGGCAGCCUCCCCAUUGUGGUAGGCUUACUCUGUUUCCUGCUGCCAGAGACACGUGGCCAGGCCCUGAAGGACACCAUCGAGGACCUGGAGGAAGGGCCCCACCCGCGGUCUCUGAAGUCAGAACCCUCAGAAAAGGACAUGGAGGUCUCUGGAAGAACUUCCAGCCAAGGAGUGGCCUUUGUGAGCAACACGUACUUCUGAUUGUGUCUCCAAGAGCCAGACCAGCAGCAGCAGGGAGCUGCCUCAAUUUUACCCUGAAAAUAGUUG
This is a messenger RNA of Ceratotherium simum simum (southern white rhinoceros), 1821 nucleotides long. RefSeq names its product solute carrier family 22 member 13 (gene SLC22A13). Gene Ontology annotation, cellular component: membrane. Gene Ontology annotation, biological process: transmembrane transport. The record is from RefSeq and is a predicted model, not a curated record. Gene Ontology annotation, molecular function: transmembrane transporter activity. Lineage: Eukaryota; Metazoa; Chordata; Mammalia; Perissodactyla; Rhinocerotidae.